AUGCAAUCGAUAUACCGUAGUGCCGUGCGAGUCAUAGUCUGGCUUGGUGAAGGUACCGCAUCCCAGCAAAACGACAAGUUUCGGCACGAGGAUUUGGAUGCGGAGCAAAGUCGGCUACUGGCUAAACUUGACAAGGCUAUGCGGUCUGCGAAACCUUGGUGGCAUGAAAGAAUCUGGACGCUUCAGGAGUUCAUAUCUGCUAACAAAGCUCCGAUCUUCCUAUUCGCCGACCAAGAAAAGACGCUGCCAAAGCUCCAAAGCAUGUUAUCAGAGUCGGGCUCAUCAAGCCCAUUACCAAGAUCCCAACGGCUCGCGGCACUCACACAGGCUCUCGCAGACAGACAGCAAGUGCUUACAAGCCUAGCCGAUGUUGAGCUGUCUCUGAUUGACCGCUUUCUGAUCCUCUGCCUGGCGAUCACUGGCGCCGAAGCGACCGAUCCUCGUGAUCACGUCUACGCGGUUCUGAAUCUCAUGAGCCAACGGGUUGCUUACCAGAUUAAAGUCAGCUACCUUAUAACACCAGCUGCGCUUUUCACGAUGUCGACGUCAGCAGCAAUCGAAGGCAUCGGGUCUCUCGUCCCUCUGGCUUUGAAGCGCUUACGACCUGCGAGAUCUAUGAUCCAAGAGGCUACUGUUUGCGAAGGCUUGCCGUCAUGGGCGCUUGACUUUUUCAACAUUGCCAACAUUCGAUCACACACGACUAAAAGAAUGUCGGGUGUUGAUACCCUGUCGAGACUAAGAUUUCAACUUUGCGAUACUGCUAGCGUCAGCACAGUCACGGUUGAGCCCAUAUACGAUGAGGAGAGCGAACGUCUGCGUCACAUACUAUCAUCUCUGGGUGUAACAAUGCAUGAUCGCAUCCGAGAGGUCGUGUCCCUACGAAUAUUACUUCUUGCUCCUGAACAUGGUGCACAGACGUGGGUUGGAGGACGAAGGCAUAUGAGCUGGUCUACAGGAGGCACCAGGCUGUACCACACGUCGAUAGGAUCUACUCUGCGAUCUGCGGUGCUACGUUCCACUUCGGCGUAUGAAGGACAGGACGGACAGGGCAGACCGGUGGCGUCGCUCGACUUUCUCGAUGCGCUGGAGAAGGUGUUCAGUGUGCAACGCAGUCUGUCGGAAAGCAUCUCAGUCACGCGAGAAGAUCGUCGCGCGGAAGAGGCACGCGGAAGCGACGUCUGGCUCCAUGAUCGUUUGAAGUACUGGCUCGAGUAUCUCAACGCCGUAUCUGGUAACGCAGUCUUUUGCACAACAGACGACGGACGCUAUGGUUUGGCCAGCAGUACGACACAGGUGGGCGAUAGGCUUGCGACAUUACCGUCGAUGAAAGCUCCUGCCGCUUGA
This is a messenger RNA of Recurvomyces mirabilis, 1344 nucleotides long. RefSeq lists its product as uncharacterized. Lineage: Eukaryota; Fungi; Ascomycota; Dothideomycetes; Mycosphaerellales; Teratosphaeriaceae. Bases 1 to 1344 code for a protein of 447 amino acids. The record is from RefSeq and is a predicted model, not a curated record. The transcript has a single exon.